Solea solea (common sole) is the source of this 3046-nucleotide messenger RNA. Its product is annotated as prostaglandin E2 receptor EP4 subtype-like. Gene Ontology annotation, molecular function: prostaglandin E receptor activity. The record is from RefSeq and is a predicted model, not a curated record. Lineage: Eukaryota; Metazoa; Chordata; Actinopteri; Pleuronectiformes; Soleidae. Gene Ontology annotation, cellular component: plasma membrane. The transcript is spliced from 2 exons. The coding region runs from base 1 to 1164 and encodes 387 amino acids. Gene Ontology annotation, biological process: adenylate cyclase-activating G protein-coupled receptor signaling pathway; positive regulation of cytosolic calcium ion concentration; negative regulation of inflammatory response.
AUGGAGAGCCACAACUUUACGCACGGAUCCCCGGUCUCCGUGAACAAAACACAGACUCUGCAGUCAGAAAUGGCCAGUGUGCAGACGGCCAUCAGUUUGCCUAUUUUCAUGUUUGCUGGAGGAGCCAUAGGGAAUUUGAUCGCAAUAAUCGUCCUUUCAGUGUCGAGACAGGAGAGAAAAUCCUCGGCUUUCUACACGCUGGUUUGCGGUCUGGCGGUCACGGACCUGCUCGGCACCUGCCUGGCCAGUCCACUCACCAUAGCCAACUACCUGGACCAGCAUGUGCUGAGAAACCAGCACGCGUGUGAGUUUCACUCCUUUUUGCUUCUGUUUUUCGGUUUAACUGGACUCAGCAUCAUAUGCACCAUGGCAGCGGAGCGCUACCUGGCCAUCUGCUGCCCUUACACCUACCAGCGCUGGGGUGUGGACAGACGCUUCGCGCAGAAGUUCCUUUUCUUCAUUUACUUAAGUCACAUUUUCCUCUGCUGCCUGCCGAUGAUGGGCAUGGCGAGGAGCGAGCUGCAGUCGUCCGCCACCUGGUGCUUCAUCGACUGGAGAACACAAGACCCGGCGGCCGCCGCUUACUCCAUCAUGUACGGCGCCGUCAGCCUGCUGCUCAUCAUGGGAACCAUCGUGCUGAACCUGGCGGUGUGCGGAGCGCUGCUGCUGAUGCGGCAGAGAACCGUGCAGCGGCCCGUCACCAGAGCCAGUGUCCGGCAGCGGUGGAAGGCUCUGUCCUCGGCCGCAGAGACGCAGAUGAUGGCGGUGCUGGUGACGACCUCCGCGGUGGUUCUGGCCUGUUCUGCACCGUUAGUGGUUCGAGUGUUCGCCAACAGCUUCAAGAUGAAAACUGACCCCAAAGCUGACCUGGCAGCGAUCAGGAUUGCCUCGGUUAAUCCCAUCCUCGACCCCUGGAUCUACAUCCUGCUCAGGAGGUCUCUGUUUCGACGGCUGCUCAGUUUAUCCAGACGAAGCAGCAGCACUCGCAGCAGUGCCUCCUCGUCACCACAGAGGAAUCUGUUCUAUCCUGACAUCAUGAGGGACAGCCACAUGUUCACGCAGUUAAUGUGCAGCACAAACAUCAUCACUCAGCUUCCUGCCACUGUCAAAUUUACUCCGUGUGACACAGAAAGCCUCCAGCAGACUUCACACACAGCAGACUGACGGCGUGUUUUGACAUGAGCGAACGUUUGCAGCGCGAUGCAGCCAUGCAGACUCUGAACCUGUGGUGAGACGGAAACACAGAGGACAGAGCUGGACAGAGCUGCUGCAGGAUCUAGUAUGCAGGACUUGUGGCCUGGUGUCAACACAGCAGUUGGUCCUUUUCUUCCCUGCUCACUCCCACCAGCACAGUGUCUCUGAGUCUCUAAUCACCUUAAGCUGGGGACAUACUACAAGAUUCACCGUUGGACAGAGUCUGCACCAGUCAGCACUAGUUGGGGACAUAAAUCUGUUAGUGUGUGAGAGUAACAGACCCGACCCGACCUCAGUUGCAGUCAGUAAAACAUGUUUGAAUUCUUUGAGCCGACUCUGGACACAAUCGGGUAAUACUGUACUGAUUACUGACCCAACUGCAAACACAUGCUGCCAACAGCCAAAAAUGAAAGAGAGGAGGAGGGACACAGGAAAUAGUGUCAGAAGAAAGACAACGGGAAGCAGCAGGAAUAUCAAAGCAACAAUGGUGAAUUUUGUUUACCCUUUAAACCAGGGUCUCAAACUUAAAUGACCGUGGGGCCACUCAAGUGAAAAAUAUUUUUGUGGAAAAGCAACUAGUAAGGGUGCGCGCUAUGAGCUUAAAAUGAUAGAUAUUUCACAGAAUCUCAAAAUAAAAGAGUGUUGACAAGUGGUGGGCCACAUGAAACAGAUUGGAGGGCUGCAUGUGGCCUGUGGGCCGCGAGUUUAAGACCUCUGCUUUAAACUGUUGCUCUCCUAGACAUGGUCACUCUCAUGAGUGUGAUGCUUUGUGAUCCCUCAUCUGGUGCGGCCAUUAAAUCUGUUCUCCCUAGUCUUUUAAUCGUCAUAAAAUAAAUCUGCAGAAACCAGUAAACACCUUUUAGUGUGAACUCCAAGUGUUUUCAAAAAUGGCGACGAGAGUGAAAGUUGUGUAGUGUGUCCCCAGCUUUAGUCACAACUGGGCCACACUGACAAGCAGUGGUAGCUAGCAUUAGCCAAUAGUGUUGGCCAGUAUGAUUAAAAGCUCAAACUUAGCACCUACAGACGUCCAGGGUUAGUUUAUCAGAACCUACGGUUAUUACUAGGUUUCUGUAUGUAAACUACAUACACUAAAAUCAAUACAAUUCUGGGAACCGUUAACAUUUGUUGUAGAAAUGCCAAUACUUUAGCUUCAAGCUACGUAGGCUAACUGUUAGCACUUACCUGUGGAACAGAAAAGAGGACACCUUCAUGCCGUCCUCUCCCACAGUGCUUGUCCUUUUUUCCCCCCACUUUGCGCCGUUUGGCCUCUCUAAACUGGCAAUAUUUUUGGAGGUGUCAUGUCCACUAUGUCCAUUACUGCACCUUCUGAUACCUGUCCAGCUGUAACUGGAGUGUCCCGCCCCCUCACUGUGAUUGGCUGGAGGAUAUGAACAUACUGGUCAAUUCCACCCAGUGUGUCUCCAGAGGACUGGUAACGGGGAUUUGUAACUUGUUGUCCACUUUGUUGUUGUUGUCUUGUUGUACUCCAUACUGUAUCUCCUGCAGGCUGAUCAAGAGCUCAAUUUAUUUUUGAGGCCUUAUGGGUUUUCAAGUGACCUCUGAAACCAUACAAACGACACUUGAAUGUAAUGUGAUUUGCUCGGCAUUGAAAUGUUGAAGUUGAAAUAAAUCUGAUAUCAACCAGGCACGCUAAUCGCCGUCCGCAGUGGUCAGUGUUAACCCAUGUAAAAAAUAAACAAUUAAAGGACACACCCACCAUGCAAAAGUGAAAUCGUGGCGCAGCUGAGGUCAACAGUUCUGGUAUCAGAGCAUGAAACCUCUGGGAAACUCCUCAGGAGAGAUAUUUUGCAUUAAGGUCUGGGACAUUUCAAACUCUGGUUUGAGCUGAAUA